AUGUCAAGAGAGAAUCAAAAGUCAGUAACAUUAUGGUAUUUGGGAGGCUGCAGUGCUACAUUUUAUGAAUUACGAGAUGACGGAAAGAUCCCCAUCAGCACUGUGGAGUUUCGAGAUAAGGCCUUUCUUGCCUUUCGACAGGUGGAUAUCUUGACAAUUGCUCCACCUGCUGUACAGUUUCUUCGAAAUUUGACGUCGUUACAAAUACAGAAUAAUCAUCUAUGCACUUUACCGUCCGAAAUUUGGCGCCUUACCAAUCUACAGUUAUUGAAUGUGGGUCAUAAUCGUCUUAGUGACUUGCCUAUCGAGAUAGGAUUACUAUCCAAUCUAAAGGAACUCUACGUGCAUCAUAAUGAGAUCAAGGUGAUCCCUUCACAGGUGUCUAACAUGACUGAUUUGACCGUGUUGGAUCUGACAGAUAACCAGCUAAACUAUUUACCGGCAGAAGUGACUCGAAUGGAGCUAAAAAAUCUUUGGAUCGAUAACAACCCAUUUCAACUUGUGGAAAGCAAAAAAAACGAAUUCAUAUCACUCAAGACAAUCUGCCUACAGAUCAUUGGCACGAUUUGUCUACAGGACGAAGUAUCAAGGCAGACCAUCCAACAGGAAGUCGAUCUAUUACAACCUUUUCCCGAAUUAUCCAUACAGGACCCUCAAUUAUUAGCGAAAUGCUUUGAUUGCGAUCAGUAUCUAUUCCACUCGAAUUUAAACUAUUUCAAACCUGGUAAAAUACCUCUUUUAUACAAGGCCUGCAGCCAACAAUGUUUAAUAAACAUCAUCGGUCGGGAUUAA
This is a messenger RNA of Mucor mucedo, 792 nucleotides long. RefSeq lists its product as uncharacterized. The record is from RefSeq and is a predicted model, not a curated record. Lineage: Eukaryota; Fungi; Mucoromycota; Mucoromycetes; Mucorales; Mucoraceae. Gene Ontology annotation, molecular function: protein binding. The coding region runs from base 1 to 792 and encodes 263 amino acids. The transcript has 2 exons.